Molecule: messenger RNA, 1222 nt
Organism: Moneuplotes crassus
Lineage: Eukaryota; Ciliophora; Spirotrichea; Euplotida; Euplotidae
Source: the annotation of a GenBank genome assembly
AUGAUGCCAAUCUCUAAACUUCAUAAACAUAAGGAGCAUGAUGUAAUCCCUGCCACCUGCAAUAGUCAAGAUCAAGAAGAGCAAAGAACUGGAUUUACCGGCAAACUGAAUUCUCCUGAAGAGCACAGAUUCCUUGAGUUAAAACUCCUAAAUGGUUGAUUUAAGGAGAGGGGAGUAAAGCACCAUGUCUAUAGCCUCCCUUAUGAUAAAACCGAGAGAAGAGGUAUCUCAGUAGGAAUCAGAUUAGACCAGAGAUGACAACAAUCUGGUUUCCGAAGAACUCCAUCUAAGAAAUUUUAUCAAAAGAAUUUUAAAGACAAAAAAUAACAGAGUUUCUGGUAAUUUCACUUCUGAUACAGAAGAAAUGAAUUAUACAGCUAAGGAUUUAGUAGAAAAUCUGAAAAAUGGAAAGUACAAGAAUAUUACAGUUCUAACCGGUGCUGGGAUAAGCGUCAAUGCGGGUAUCCCUGACUUCAGAUCUCCAAAGAUUGGACUAUAUGCGACUCUCAAAGAGAAAUACGGAAUGGACGAUCCAACUGAGAUCUUUAGCUUACAAAGAUUUAUUAAAGAUCCUACACUUUUCUACAAUUUCUUCAGAGAGCAAGAUUGGAAUAGUUAUAGCCCAACUCUUACUCAUUAUUUCAUUGGUUUAUUAGACUAUAAAGGGUUGUUAAAUGUCAAUUACACUCAGAACAUCGAUGCCCUUGAACUAAAAGCAGGCAUUUCUAAAGAAAAAGUAGUAGCCGCUCAUGGAAAUAUGUCAGGAGCUCAUUGCCCUAAAUGCGGUCAGUCUAAGAAUAUCAAGACAUUUGAAGAAUAUGUCAAAAGAGGAAAAAUCUGGAGAUGAAACAAAUGCAAAUGCCCUAUCAAACCAACAGUUGUGUUCUUUGGAGAAAGUCUUCCUACAGAAUUUUCCGAGAGCAUGGACAAGAUAAAAGAAUCUGAUUUAGGAAUCAUCAUUGGGACUUCACUUGCUGUUUCUCCAUUUAACAGCCUCCCAGAGAUAUUCCCAAGAGAUACCAGUAUUGUUACUAUAAAUAGAGAACCUAUCAAGCAUAUUCCUGCUUUAGGCAGACCUAAAUGUAUCACUUUAGAGGGAGACUGUGAUGAUGUAAUAUCUAACCUGAUCAAAGACCUUGGAUGGGAGCAAGAGUUCAAAGAAUUUAUAGCUGCUCAAAAGGAAGUAGUCGAACACCUCAAGUCUUUAGAAGGUAAAAUCUAA